Molecule: messenger RNA, 13886 nt
Organism: Oryzias latipes (Japanese medaka)
Lineage: Eukaryota; Metazoa; Chordata; Actinopteri; Beloniformes; Adrianichthyidae
Gene: sacs2
Product: sacsin molecular chaperone 2
Source: RefSeq, a predicted model, not a curated record
CUCAGGAAAUCCCUCCCUGGUUAUGGUCUGUAUAAAAGGCAGAGUGAUGUGAGAACAUUUGUUUCAGCGAAGACAAACUACAUCAACAUGACUCAGUUAAAGCAGAAUAAGAUGAGCCACCUUUUCUAGGCAAAGCUGGGACACAAUGAGUCAGAGGAGGAGCAAAGCCCGGACUUCCUUUGGGCCCACAGCGCCCCCUUUCCUCGACUACCUGAAAAACAUUCUGCGCAGGUAUCCAGAUGGUGGGCAGAUUUUAAAGGAACUGAUUCAAAAUGCAGAUGACGGUCAAGCAACAGAAGUGGUUUUCAUUCACGAUGAAAGAAGAUAUGGGACUGAGAGUCUUUGGACGAAUAAACUUGGAAAAUACCAAGGUCCUGCUCUCUAUGCCUACAACAAUACAGCCUUCACAGACGAGGACUGGGAGAGAAUUCAAAUGGCAGGAAGGAGUGGCAAGGUCAAUGACCCAAACAAAAUCGGGAGGUUUGGAAUUGGCUUCAACUCCGUUUACCACAUCACAGACGUGCCAAUUAUAUUCAGCUCAGGACAUCUUGGGGUGAUGGACCCGCAAGAAAACAUUUUUGGUGAAAGAAAUGGAGGCUUUCUGUGGUCCUUGGAGGAUGAAGAGCACAAAGAGGCUUUGAUGACGAUGCAUGAUCAGUUUCAGCCCUUUCGAGACAUCGUUUCAGUUUUAAAAGGAGAAAAAUGGACAAAAAUUAUGGAGGACGAGCAUUUUGCUGGGACACUUUUCAGAUUCCCUCUCCGCGAUGAAAUAUCCGAGAUCUCAGAUAACCUGUACAACUCAGGAAAAGUGGUUGAGCUUUUUGACAGCUUUAUUGCAGAUGCAGAACUGAGCCUCCUGUUCUUAAGAAGCGUGCGCUCAGUGUCCUUACUACACAUCAGCUGCGAUGGGACUGUUAAGACCAGACUUGAAGUAAAAGCCUCCUCCUCAGAAGUCCCACUACAAUCAGAGGAAGACUCAGAUCUUGAGGGUUUUACAAGAUUCAAACAGAUUAUCCUCAAAUCAGAAGAUUACAAAGAAACACAGUGGCUUGUGACAACAUGCACUAUGAAAAAGGGAAUCAUGGAAGAUCUUGAUGUCCUUGCAGAAAAGUUAAGCUUUGUUCCCAGAGUUGACUUAGCUUUUCCCAGCAGCGAGCAGAGAGAACACGGUGAGGGAAGACUGAGCUGCUUCCUCCCUCUCCCGAACAACGAGUCCAACAAGACCGGCCUCCCAGUUCAUGUGAAUGCUUGCUUUGGCCUUACAGACAACAGAAGACAUCUCAAGUGGCAGGAAGAAGAUCAGAAACAUGAUAAACAUGCUUUGUGGAAUGAAUUACUGGUAAACAAAGUACUUCCUAAAGCAUUUGUGGUGAUGAUUCAAGAUGCCAUCAAACUUUGUCAAGAAUCUCGCCUGCCUGUUUCUUCCGUGUACCGUCUGUGGCCUGACAUCUCCCACAUGCAACACAAGGACAAAUGGCUUGAAGUCGCUAGGGAUGUUUUUGAUCAGUUAUUCAGACAGGAUGCAACUGUCCUCUCUCUCGCUAAAGAUGAACGUUUGUUCAUCCCUUUGUCUGAUGCCAUAAUACCCAGCAAUGGUCCUGAAAGUCCAGACAUAGUAAAUGCUGUUAAAAGGACCUUGGUUUUCUAUGGAGAAAAUCUUGUCACUGUACCAGAUCAUGUAAUGAAGGCCAUCGUGACCACUUCCCACACAACCCCAAAGCAAGUAACUCCAGGCUUCCUCAGGAGGGUUUUACUCAGGAAUGGGAUCCAGUACAUUGAUAAGGAGGACAAACUCUGUCUUUUGGAGUUUGUAUUGAGUGAUGAAAAUUACAAGGAGCUUCAGGGUCUCCAGCUUCUUCCUCUCAGCGAUGGCUCCUUCACAUCUUUCACAAACAGAGAGGAGGACACUGCGUUGAUCGACACCAAGGAAUUUCCAAGAACCUUGCUGCCGUGCUGUAAACACCUUUUCAUCUCAAACGACCUGAGUUCCACCUGCAAAACGUACUUGAAAAAGCUUGCAUCAAAAAAUUUCUUCAACGUCAUCAUCCUUGAUGCUUACUGUGUAGCGGAAUACACAAGAAGGUAUUUACCACAUGACUGGAGGCAGACAGAAAAGGCUCUUGUUUCGUGGAACAUCGGGAGCAGUGAACAUCCACCUUCAGACUGGAUUCAUCAGUUCUGGAAGUUUCUUAACAGUCAUUUCAAAGAUUUGAAUGAUUUCACUGAAAUACCUUUGAUACCCAUCAGCCCUCUGUCCAACGGUCAUCCUGUUUUGCUAGCUAAACUACAACAGAAGACAACUCUCAUUUUUCAGAAAACCAGGAAGAGUAGUUUACCAGACCAAAUAGCUCAACUAGUGACCAAAGCUGGUGGCACUGUGGUGAGAGGAAAUGACUGGCUCAGGCAUGCAGAUCUUGAUUUAUAUGUGCUUAGUCCAUCUCCAAGGAGUGUCUUAACGAUCUUAUCAAAUGUAAAUCUUAAACAUCUUUUGAAAUGCCUUAAAUCCGAACCUUUUGCAACCCUGGAAAAGCUGAAAGGCUACCUCUCUGGCCUAGAUUUUCUCUCAAACACAGACAGAGAUUUACUCUUGUCACUGCCCUUGUUCCAGUCCUUGAAAGGCCUCUGCAUGAAUGCCAAAUCAAAACAAGCAGUACUACUAACAACCAGCCCAAGAUUGGCAACAGAUCUGCCACUGCCGGAUUCAUACAUCCAGUGUACUUCCAAGACUGAUGACAGAUUCCUACAGCUGCUCAAAGUAAAGAUCUUGGGACCUGCUGAAGCUGCAGUUGUCCUUGUCGAGUUAAUUGAAAGAAAGUCUUGCAGUGCUGCAGAAACAGAAAAAAUAAUGACUUGGAUUUUACAACAUGGCAGCAUCCUUUUCAGUCAAAGUGAGGUAUUGAAAUACAGAUGCAGAGACUUGAGAUUUAUACAGAGAAACGGAGAACAGACUAGGGUUUCAAGCUUUUUUGAUCCAAGAGUAAAAACCUUUGGAGACAUCUUUGAGGCCAACUUCUUUCCCCCAGCUGUGUACACCAGAACAGAAGAGAUGUUAGAAAGUCUGACAGAGCUUGGUUUAAAAAGCAAAGAAACAGACGUGAAACCGGAGCAUUUAUUGCAAGCUGCCAAAAUGGUUGAAAAACUACAUGCAAACUCUUCAAGUGAGGCUUUCAGAAGAUCUCAAGUUCUCCUUGGUAUAAUGGACUCCAAUGAUCUUCUGUCAGUGUUUUCUGCCGAAGAACUUCAUCACCUCAAGAUGAUAAGGUGGCUACAAUGUGAUCAACCCGGUCACGAAAAAAGACAGCUCAUGGAUGAAUCAGAGAAAACUCAGCUGUACUCCCCAUAUGAAGUCAGACACACUAUGUACGAGCACAUUGUAGGUCUCGUAAUGCCUCUGACAGACAAACUCAGUGAGAGAGUCAGCAGCAAACUUGGUCUCAAACAAAUGCCUCCACCUGAGAAAGUGACAGAAAACUUGUUGGUCCUAAAAUCCAAAGCAAAGGAAAUGACAAACCCAGACACAAAUGCAGAUUUCAAACAAAAACUUCAUUGUAUUUACAGACACAUGCAGGAAAACGUAUCUGCUUUUGCAGCAGUGAUGGACAAAAAGGAGUGCUGGCUUUGGGCCCAUAACCAGUUUGCUUCACCUCAGAAACUGGUUCUUAACUACCCGGGUGGUUUAGAUCUGAGUUCUUACAUUGUCAAAGUACCAAAUGAAUUCCUGCCAUACAAGAAGCUGCUCCAGGAGUUUGGUCUGAGAACAUCACUUUCAGAUAAGGAGGUCAUUGCCAUUCUGUAUUCUAUCCAGAAAAGCAUUGAAGAAAGGCAACAGCCUUUUGCAAGCCCUGCUGAGGUAAAAGUGUCAACAGAGAUUCUUUGCUGGAUAUGGAGACAGAAGAAGGAGGUUCCUGAAGAUAUACCAGUGCUGGUUGUCAUAGAGGAUGAACAGUUUACCCUUAAACCACGGUCAGAGGCCCUAAUCUGUGAUUUGGGCAAAGACAAAUUGAAAGAAUGUAAGUUUAGCAUUGAGGAAAUGUACAUUGUGCAUGAGGAAAUCCCAAUAGCUGCGGCUGAAUGGUUGAAAAUUAAGUUUCUCAGCAACCACAUACUUGCUCCAGAGUCACUAGGAAUUGAACAAUAUGGUCAAAGGGAACCAAUAACCACACGCAUCAAGAACAUCCUUAAAGAGUAUGAUGAACCAAAUGACAUCUUCAAAGAACUCAUUCAGAAUGCAGAGGAUGCUGGAGCUGAUACCUGCAAAUUUAUGAUUGACUUCAGAGAACACAGAGAUCCCCCAGAGAGUCUUAUUGAUCCCGGCAUGUCCCUUUGUCAGGGACCAUGCCUUUGGGCCUUCAACAACAAACAGUUCACAACUGAGGACUGGGAAAAUAUUGUCAAGGUAGGAUCAGCAUCAAAAGAAACCAAAGUGGAAAAGAUUGGAAAAUUUGGACUUGGCUUUAAUACAGUUUAUCAUGUGACAGAUGUGCCCUCAAUCCUUAGUGGCAGCAGGCUUCUCAUACUUGAUCCAAAUGUCACACACCUCAAGAAACACAUUCAACACCAAACAAAUCCUGGAAUCAGACUGGAUCUCUCUCAAAAGAGAAUCUUGGAUUGCUUUCCUGGACAGUUUGCACAGUAUGAGCACAUUUUUGACUGUAAUUUCAGCAGACAAAGUCUUCCUAAACCGUACACAGGAACGUUGAUUAAAUUGCCCUUCCGAAGUGAAGAAGAGGUUCUAAGAUCAGAAAUAAGUAAAAAGGUGUUCUACAAACAUGAUAUCCUUGCUUUGAGGGAUUAUUUCAGGGAAAAUUCAAAAUCGUACCUGCUUUUCCUGAAGAAUAUAAACACAUUGUCUCUACAAAGUAUUUCGUGCACUUUAUCAACUCCACCAAAAGAUGAUGAAAUGGAAACGAUCCUGACCAUCUCCAAAACUGUGGAGGAGUUAAUUACUAUUGAGGAAACAAGCUAUUCAAAACAGGACCAAGCUGUGAAUUCACUCCAGAAAAUCGAUGCAAAGUGCAAAGACAUUAUUGACAGCUGCACACUCAGCAUUAUCAAAAUCACUAGCCAUGAGCAGUUUGGUGAACCUGAGGAGGAUUUCUGGCUCUUGUACAACUGCUUUGGAACAGGUGCAUCCUUGGAAAAGGUCCUUCAAAAAAACAUUACAGCUGUCUUCUCUCUUCCCAUUGGAGGAGUUGCUGUGCCUUUGCAAACAAAUCCAGACACUGGGAAACUGGCCCCUCUAAAUACAGACUUUGUUGGACAGGCGUUUUGCUUCCUUCCCCUUCCAAUUCACACAGGUCUUCCAGUAAACGUAAACGGGGCAUUCGCUGUCACGAGCAACCGCAAAAGUUUGUGGCAAAGUGGAGAGAAAAGGUCAUGGAAUGAGGUUCUUCUUCGUGAUCCCGUAACAACAGCAUACAUCACUGCACUUUUGGCACUGAAGAAAAUGUCUGAAGAGAAGCAACUGGAAAGUUACUACUAUCAUUCCUUUUGGCCCAACAGGGAGAAAGUGAGUGACAGUUUCAAGCCUUUAGUAGAUGAGUUUUACUCAUCCAUUGCUCAGCAAGCCACUGUUGCUCAGCAAGCCACUGAUCUGGAGCUCUUCAGUGAUGGAGAACGCUGGUGCUCAAUGAACAAUGCCAUGUUUUUACAUGAGAGCAUUGAAGAGGAUAUGGACAUUGGUGCACUCGCAGCUCAGAUAUGCAAAGAACAUGUAAAUAAACCCAAAUGUGUUGUUUCUCUUCCAGUGUGGUUAAGAAACAGCUUCAAACAGUGUGGAUUACACAAUAUUUUACAGAACAACAUAAUGACUUGGACAAGAUUUUAUCAAGAGGUGGUCUUUGAAAACCUUGAUGUCAUAGACCCUAAAAGUAGAGAUGCCCUUGUGCUACAUGCUCUUGACCUCAAUAACAAAGACAUUAACACACUGCUGGUUCACCAUCCAUGCAUUCCUACAUCAAAUGGCCAGCUUCAGUGUGUGAAAAAACUUGUAAGUCCAAUGGGAAAAGUGGCCUGUCUUUAUGAACCAAAAGAGGGACGCUUGCUUGGAGGUACCAAAAAUGACUUUCUCUCACCCAAGAGAAUUCAGCGUUUGUUGGAACUUGGAAUGACAAAUGACAAUCUUCCAUUAGAAGAGAUUGCACUGAAAGCAGAAACAAUAACUGACACCUGGAAGGUCAACAGAAAGAAGGCAUAUGAACAUUUAAAGUGCCUUCUUGAAAUAAUGAAGAAACACAUGGAUGACCAAGACUCUUGUUCCUGGGAAACACUGAGGAUAAACGCAUUUAUUCCUGCCUUUUCACCUGGUGACAUAAAGAUGGAAGGAAAAGCUAACCUUUACAAGCCCACAGAGGUUUUCACAGAUGAAUGCUCAAUGCUUGUUAACAUGAUACAUCCUGUGUUGGAUAGCGAUCGUCUGAAGAUACACAAUGCUGAUCCAGUUCUAGAAAUGUUGGGACUGCAGAGGAAUCCAGAUUCAAAGACAGUACUUGACCAGCUUCAGAAAGCAAGUAAUCGAAAAGGAUCAACUGACACACCAAUGCUUCACAAGAUAGCAUACAUGUGCUACAAAUUUCUUGACCAGCGGAUCAGUGAAUGUGACGAUAUUGCCUUAUUUUCACAGCAAGCAAACUCAUUUCCAUUCAUUUUCAUAGGUGAUACAUUUGUGAAUGUCGACCAGGUAGCAGGAAGUGAUAAGUUUGAAGCAAAACCAUACCUACAUGUACUUCCAGCUACCUUUAAAAGUUGCAGGAAUCUUUGGGAGAGUGUGGGUGUUGCCAAAACGUUUACUACAAGUCACUUUCAGACUGUGCUUCACAACAUACAUGCAAAGUAUAAGAGCAAGCCCCUGUCAAAGGGUGAUCUGGCAAUUUGCCUGGCAAUUUUAAAACAAGCCCUACACGAGACAGAUGAGAUAAAUAAAGAUGACUGUCUGAUACCAAAUGCAAAAGGAGUUUUACAACCAGCAAGUGAGUUAUUUUUCAAUGACAGUCAAUGGAUUCCAGUCUCUCCAAGUGUCACCCUCUGUCAUGAAGACAUCCCACGUUCUAUGGCUCUUCACUUUGGAAUCCAAACAAUCCGACAUCACACCCUUGAACGCUUCACAGAUGACAACUUCUCUGCUUUUUCCUUUGACUUUGAACAGCGUGAAGAACUAGCUGUUAGAAUUAAAAACAUCAUCUCAGCCUAUUCGUCCAAGAAGGACAUUCUCAAAGAGUUGAUCCAAAAUGCUGAUGAUGCAGAAGCAACAGAAAUUCAUUUUGUUUGGGACAAAAGACAACAUGGCAAGGAAAAAACAUUUGGAGAGAGAUGGAACCAUCUGCAGGGUCCAGCCCUGUGUGUGUUCAACAACAAGGUGUUUUCAGAUGAGGAUUUAAAAGGGAUUCAACAGCUGGGAGAAGGAGGAAAGCGGGAAACCCUCGGAAAAACAGGUAAAUUUGGGGUUGGAUUCAAUUCUGUGUAUCAUCUAACAGACUGCCCUUCCAUCCUUACUGGAGACAAAUUUCUUUGCAUUUCGGAUCCAAACAUGAAAUACAUUGAAACCCAACCAAACAACCACAAACUUGGCAUUGGCUAUAAACUAGCGGACACAUUCCAGGAAAUGUAUGAUGAUGUCUACAGAUCCUUUCUUCCAGAACAAUUCUUGCUUGAAGAGGGCACCAUGUUCAGACUACCUCUAAGGACAGAAUACAGUGCAAAAAAUUCCAGAAUAUCCUGUCAAGAAGUAACAGAGCGUGACAUGAGAGAGCUGUGCUCUGCCCUGUCAGAUGAUCCUGAAGGACUAAUUCUAUUCCUGAAAAACAUUUGCAAAAUAACAGUACAUGAAAUUAAUAAUCAAUCAGGAAAACUUCAAACUAUCUUUGCAGUGGAAAAGAGUUUGGCACAAGAAAACAGAAAAGAAAAAGAUGUGUUUGUAAAAUCUCUUCAAGAUGCUUUUGAAUCUCAGAGGCCUGUAACUCCUCGCACAGUUUUCUAUAAAACCACAGUUUCUACUUCAAACAAAAGACAGAGCACAUGGCUCAUUGCAGAACAAUUUGGGUCAUCCAAAAGCAGGAAAACUGUGUUUGACAAACCUCCUCAGUGUGCCAUAGCUGCGCUGGUGAGCACAAAGGGAGCAGAUGUAUCUUCGCUUAGCAGUUUUAAAGGCAGAGCGUUUUGUUCCCUUCCCCUGCCUGGGGUCACUGGACUACCAGUUCAUGUCAAUGGAAACUUUGAGGUGGAUUCUGGCAGAAAAAACCUCUGGAAAGAAGAUGGCCAAAGUCAGAAAUUAGAUUGGAAUGAGUUCCUGACUCAAGAUGUCAUUGCUCCACUUUAUGCAGAAAUGCUUCACUACAUCAAGCAGAGAAUUGGAGAGAAGACCGUUUCUCUUGUAAGUCUUGAAACCUCUUUCAGUGCCUCUUAUUUGAAGUUUUGGCCUGUCAUCUCCACAGAUGUUAGCACAGAGUGGCAUGAAAUGACACAUGAAGUGUACAGGUCAAUAAAAGAGAAAGGCUUGGACCUCAUUCCAGUUUUAAGAAGCUCCACACGAAAAGUUGCAAGUCGGCAUUUAAAUGAAUAUACCUUUGACUGGUGUAAUCUCAGAGAAACAGAGAUAACUAAAGUACCUUACCUGACACAUUCUAGUGAUGACAAGAACAAUGACAUUUUGGAAGCUCUCGAGAUGAAACUGGUUCCUUCCAGCAUCCUCAUGGACAAGAUCUGGAAAAGUUUCAAAUCAGCUGGCAUUGAAGUAAAAAAUGUCUCCCCAGCUGCUGUGCGGACUUUCUUACAAGCCAAGCCUCUAAAUGAUCCAACCAAGACAGACGAGGAUUUACCCUUGCCAUUAACUGACACUCUGAUCAGAGAUAAAAGAAGAUGUUCACAGCUUUUGAGCUUCUGUUUAAAAGAUACUGAUUCAGAAAAGAUGAAACACAAUCCCAAUUUACUUGAUGGCAUCCCGCUGCUUCUCACAAGAGAUGAAGUUCUGAGAGUGUUUGACCCUGCAUCUCCAAAACUGAUAUCUGCUUAUGAAAACCUUUUCUCAGACUACAAGGAAAACUUUGCAGAUUAUGAAACUAACAAGAGUCACAUAAAGAUUCUCAAAGCUUCCAACCUUGUCAAUAGCCUGACUCUUCCAUGUGCGGCAAAGUAUUUAAAGCCAUUAAUUCAACAGCAUCUUCAGAAGUGUGACGUUGAUCUAGACAGCGGUCUUCAUGUUCCAAAUGAAGCAAUGGUGCACUGGUUGGAAUCACUUUGGAGGUUUCUUUAUAGUGAAGUUAAACCUCAAACAUCUAAAAAAGAUGGAAAAGCUCAGACUUUGGAGGAUGUCUUAAAGUUCUUCAGUGAUUGUUGCAUUCUGCCUGUUGUGUCCACAAGGUUAAAAAACAAGCGUCUCCUGCAACGGAUAACCAACAUAAGAAGUGUAAUUAAGUUUACAUCAGAGACCAAAAUAACAAGCAUCCUUUUCAAACUUGGUUUUUUAAAGCUAGAUUAUAUGUUCUUUUAUGAAGUAAACCAGGAAUUACUUCGUUUUCUACGGGAUGAACUAACGGAUGUAAAUGACAACAGUUCAGUGCUGGAUCAGGUCUGCAACAUUAAACACUCAGAAUUCUCUCACCUCUCAAGAGAUGAUAUGAUAGCAUUGCAGAAGUUCUUGCAAACUGGCCUGUCCAUGUCCAAAAACAGCAAAGAGGACCAGCCGAAACUCAGAUCUUUGCCUUUGUUUGAAACAGUGCAGGGUGAACGAGUGAGGAUCGAUGGACCAAAAGCUGUUUUUGUGCUCAACAGCACACAUUUAAGGAAAUUUACCGAUUUGAUUGCACUGCCAAAAGACGACAACAUUUUUCUCAGUAACAACUCAGAAAACUAUGAUUUGUCACAAAUGCUGAAAAUUCCAGUCCUGGAUGAUUUGGAAUAUUUAAUGAAGUUCAUUUUGCCUCAUGCCCACAACCUCACAGAGAACGAGAUUCUUCAGUCGCUGAAGCUGUUGCUCUUAAACCCUUCACAAUUUUCAAACUACAAGGAUAAAAUCAUCUCCACAAUGAAGACAGUCAAGCUGAUCCGCAGUUCUCAAGGUCAGAUGGAAACCGCAUCGUAUUUCUUCGACGACAAAAUCGAGCUCUACAAGAAAAUGGUUUCUAAAGACAGAUUUGUGCCUGAAAGGUUUUGGACAGAAUUGGGCGAAGGACUUUUUCCAACACCAAGGACCUUAAUCCAAGAUUUUGGAAUGAAGCAUAAAAUAUCAGAAGAGGAUAUCAUCAAUUUUGCACACCAGUUAGAAUCUGAGGCAAAACAGAGCCAAAAUCUUAAAGAACUGGGAAAAAAAUCAUCGCUGUUGUUGAAAGAAGCACUUAACAAAGUGAAUGCUGACAAAAAGUCAGGGGAAAAUCUGUUGCGCAGCAUUGCCCACAUUCCCUUCCUUGUUCCUAUGAAGAUUCGGAAAGAACUAUGCAAGUAUCACCAAGCAUUUGCAGCCCAGAGAAAUGUUGUCGAAAUUAGAGCCUCUUUGAUUAAAGUGGAUCCAAAACAUCAAGACCUGAUUUGGACCUCAAUGCCGAUUAUAGAUCUACCAGUUAAGAUCACAGGGCAGCUCCUGCAAAGGAUGAAGAAUGUUGGAGCUCAUGAAAAGCCACCAACACAUUUGGUGACGGCCAACAUGAGGAACAUUUGUCAGUCUCCUUGUUCAAACGAGCAGCAGAUCAUAACACGCGCUGAAGUGUUUCGAAGUGCUUACGCCUUUCUGCAAGCUGUAGACUUUCCUGCAGAGACACUGACUGAUCUACCAGUGGUGUUGGUUGAAGAAGACACUCAGCUUGCCAAGGCCUCUGAUGUGUGUCUCUCCCUCAAAGAUGACCUUGAGUUCAGACCUUAUUUACACAAAAUUCCUCCUCACGAUGCUUUGUUUGGUGAGUUUUUUAGAAAGAUUGGUGUGAAAGACGCACCCACAGCAGGGCACUUCUGCAAUGUCCUGGCAGCAGUCCAUGCUGAUUCCAGAGAUAAGCAACAGCUAAACGCUAACCAGCUGAAAACUGUCAAACGAGCUGUUGAGCAGCUGUUUAACUUGUUGAAAGCUCAAGGAAACGCAAUCCUGGCUGAUGUGGAAAUCUUGUAUCUUCCCGCAGUGGAUGGAAAGUUAUACUCCACAUCCUCCCUCUUCUACAAUGACACAACCUUUGAGACCAAAAGGUUGGAGGAAGCUCUUGAAAAUAAGUUCCUGCUGCUUGAGAAACUCAGAAAGUGUCACUUGGAUUGUGACAUCCAUGAGCAGCAUCGGCUGGUGCAGCUGCUACCUUCUAGUUUACAGCCUAAAAUGUUGACCCAGUUAACUCGGGAGGAAGUGAUCGAAUCACUUUUAAAACCUUGUAAGUUCUUGACUGGUUGUGAGUUUAGUGGAUGGUUCAAUCAGCAUCUUUCUUCUAAAGAAUUUAGACAUGGACUUGUAUGUCUUCUUAAGGAUCAGUCUCAGGGCAAAGUAUCCCAGACAGAGGCUUCAGAAAGGUGUGACAGAGCCUUCGGAAGCAUUCAGAUUAUCUGUUGUGAGAGCCUGGCAACAAUGCUGUGUAUGGAUAAUGAGCAACUGGACAAAACUACCAGAGAAACUGAUGUCUUUGUGAGAAGAAAGCAACAUGGCUGCAUAGUUUACUUGAAACACAAUGAAGACAUGGCUCCCAAAGUGCUAAAUGCUAUUAACAUGGCAUUAACAAAAGAGAUGAAUCUUCUUCUUGGCCACAGACUUACAUCAGAGCAUCUCCAAGUGCUUGGACAGCUCCUUCUGUGUGAUGAUCUCCAAGAUGUUCAGAAAUGUUUGGCCGACAAUAAUAUUCAUGACAGUGCGGACACGGAGAGUGUUCUUUUCAAUCCACCGGAUCCAGGUACAGAAAUUCCUGAGGAAUGGCACGAUGCGUUAGACAUGAGCUUCCUCAACAACUUUGAAGAGGGCGAAUAUGUUGGCUACAGGUUAAAUGACAAGUACAUUUAUGCAGUUAUAGCAGAAGAGACUCCUGGAGACGCAGGGCGAUGCUCUCAGAGAUACAAAGUAGACGUUGGACAGAAUGAGUUUGUUGAAGUCAGCCAUCUGGACCUGUAUCAGUUUAAACGGGAAAAGACCACACAUUUGCUUUCUAUGGAACUGGAACCACUGGCAGGGGCCCCGCCACGUUCCUCCAAUAAAUCAUCAAGGCCAUUACCAGCUUCAUUAUCGGAAGCCAAAAGUGAAAUUGACAAAUGCCUGACUGCGCUCUGGAGUCUUUCUUCUGAGGAGAGACAAAAAGGAAUCAAGCGGCUUUACCUCAGAUGGCAUCCUGACAAAAACCCUGACUGCCUUGAACUCGCAACAGAAGCCUUCCAAUAUUUGCUGAAUCGUAUUGACGAACUCACCAAAGGCAAGGGGGGGCCUGCGAAGCAAUCCAGUUCCUGGGGAAACUGGGAUUUCAGCAAUUUCCAUGAGCAAUGGAAUCGGGAGGCAAGAUAUCACAGAAGCAGUCGAGAAAGAUCCUUCAGGGGCUGCAACUCCAACAACUUCUGGACCCACUAUACAAAUAUUCCACGGCAAAACAAAGAGGAGGCCCAGCGCUGGUUCAAGCAGGCUCGCUGCGAUCUCGAUGCUGCUCAGAAAGACUCAGACGGAGAAAGCACGGAGUGGUGUCUUUUCAAAAUCCACCAAGCGGUGGAAAAGGCUCUCACAGCUGCAGAGUUUAAACGUACUGGUCAACGUACCGCCAACAGUACCAUUUCGGCCACAGCUGAAAAAGUUUCCCGCUACCACAGCCUGCUGAGGGAUCUGCCUGAGAUUGUAGACGAUCUAAAGAAGCUGGGAGUGGACAACAGAAAGACUCAGUACCCCAGCUGUCACGCUUUUCCUCACAUUCCAAACGGACAGUUUCAAUCAGAGGAUGGAUUAUGUGCGCUGAACAAAGCCUCUGAACUUUUCAGUAAAAUACAAACAUACAUUCAGUGAACUCAGGAAGACUCAGGAUCUUUACUUGAUGCAUGGCGUUCUGUCAGUUUGCACGUAAAACAUCCUAGAAAGGUGGAUUUUCAUUUAUGAUUGAUUUUUAUCGAGAAUAUGAAACAACUGUAUGUAACCGUUAUAGAAGUUGAUUUUUUUUUUUUAAAGGAGCUAUUAUUAACAUUCCAAUACUGAACAAUUCUCUUUCAUUUGUAUUUUUUGUUGGGGAUGAACACAUUUAAUAUUGUAAUAUUCGUUUCUUUUUCCCCCUAUAUAUUUGUGGACCGUGUACUACUAUAGUUAUAUAAAUACAUACUAAAAUAUAUCCUAGUAGUAAAAUCCUUUUGUGUGAUAUUGAAAAUAUACAAAGUACCAAUUCCAAUAAAACUUUUUAACAGUGUUCAAUCAUACUUGAUUCAUAGUAGUUUUCUUUUAUUUGAAUAUCAGGUUUUUUUAAACUGAAGGUUAUUUUUUCAGAUAAUGCGUAUACUUCUUAUGUUGAUUUUAGAAAGUUUAAUGCUCUGAUAUUUUUUUUUGUUACCUUUUGCAAUGAUACUUUUAAAUGAUACUUUUUUUCUAAUGAGUUCUUUACAAAAAAAAAGGUUUUAUUUGUUGAAUUUGUAAUAUUUGGAGGUUUUCUUAGUGAUGUUAGUUUUUAUGUUCUUUCUAUCUCAAUGACAAAAUGUUCUAGAAUACAAUAGAAGUACAGUUUAACAUUAUUGUAUUUUUCAUGCUUUACUUGCAAAGAAUGAACCAUAAAACUUUUUCCAUAUCAGUUUCUGUUAGAGAACUUUAGUAAGUUCCUCUUCAUCAGUUUGUUCACUGUUUAUUUAUGUUUUUGAGAGAAGAUUUAAAUUCAGUCUGUGUAGGACGUGAGGCAACAUGGGAACCAUUUAUUUACAUCUAACGGUCACUUUUCUGAUUUAUGCAUUACUGUAACAAAAUAAAUUGAUAAAACACA